GAAUUCAGAAAAGACGGGUCUAGGCGAUAGGAAAGACGUGGAAGACGCAUGCGCGUAAUAUCAUAGGUUGAUAUUAAAUUCGCGAUUCAACAAUCGCUCUUCUUAUGAGUCACCUAAAGAACAUAAUCUGGAAUAGCAACUUUCAGAACCCCAGGGUGCAUGCGAGCUAAUGAACGUAAAAGUGAUUGUAUAUACUCUCGGUGUCAGAAAUUAAAUUGAAUGAAACUAUUUGUCACUUUUAUAAUUUUUUUUUAAGUUAUAAAUUCGAAUGAAUAUUAAUUAAGAAAGGAAAUAAUCACACACUCGGAGCUAAAACUUAACUCCCCAUUGUGUCAAAUCAUUUUGCUUACAGAGCAACACAUGCAAGGGCGGGCUGUUAUUGUUUGCGUUUAGAAGCUAGACAAAAGCUUGCGGAGAAGUGUCUAAUGGCUAACUUGAGCGCAGACCUUCACAAUAGGGCUGACAAAAGGGGGUACCUUCAACUUUGCCCUGGUUGCGUGCGCGUUGCCGAAUUCACCCAUGGCCAUCGUAAAGCGUUUGAGUUAAAAGAGCUUGGCAUAGAUGCUUUAGGUCAUGAAACAAGAAAACUUUCUUUCCUCUCCCCCCUUUUUUUUGCUUUGGCAAGACUAGUGAAUAACCCCAGCGGUUAAUUUAAUAACCGAAAAGACUCACAAAAGUCUUUAUUAUCACGCGGAGUUCUGAAAAAAAGUCACAAAAAGAUACAUUGUUGAUGCAGAUUGCAUACCGCGUGGUAAAUGGAAACAAACCCUUUUUCAAAAGGAAUGCAUUGUUUGGCCUAAUAGGGAAGACAAGGGCUGGUGAAGCGAAUCUAAAAGGUGAUAAAUAUCUGUCAGAAUUGGCUCGUUUUGUUUGCCAUCGCCCGAGGUGAGGUUACGCGCACUUAAAAUGAACAAAGUAGAAACUAUGCAAGCACAAGUUGGUUCUAAGCAAGAACUAAAUCCUUUGCAAUUACGGCCGUCUAGUUCUACCAAGAAUCUCUGGUUAGAUUUGUAAUAUUUUCAGUUAAAAGCGCUUCUGGAUUCAAAAACAAUUAAGUGCGUGCGGCUGCGGUAUUUCAACAAGUCACUGCUUUUAUAGUCUGCUGCGUUUGUCGUCGAGAUGCAGAUUUGUCCUUGAAGUUUAUCACCAUGUCGAUUUCUUCAACUCUACACACCGCUCUGCUCACAAACAUUUCAACCGAAACACUUCGAAAAGUUACCGCAUCUCCAACGCCAAUCCCGAUAGACGUCAAGUAUCUCACAACUUACGAAGUCGUUAUAAGUUUAUUUUACUACAGCUGCAUUUUCAUCGCAAUUGUAUUCGGUAAUGCUCUGGUUAUUUCAGCCUUCGAGAAGAACUGGCGACUUCAGACCGCCACAAAUACAUUUAUAGUGGGAUUGGCCGUAGCGGAUUUUAUGGUGGGCCUCAUAUCGAUCCCUGCCUGGUUAUACGUGUAUAGCUGCCAUUACUUCGAUGCCACACUUCAUCCAGUUGGUUACGAACUGUACAUAACGUUCGAUAUCUUCAUUGGAUGCGCCUCGAUCUUUCAACUCACUGCCAUCAGCUUAGAGAGGUGCAUAGCCAUAGUUUGGCCGAUCAGGCACCGAGGAAUCCACGAAGGCGUUUUCCGAACGAUGAUCUUUGUCGCGUGGGUUUGCUCGGCUUUUGUGGCUGGACUAUAUCCCAUACAACUCAAGCACUGGGAGCAGGGAUAUUCAGCAUUCAUCUUUGCCUUGUGCUUUGUUGUGCCGUUUAUCGUCAUGUUUGGAGUGUAUGUACUAAUCUACGACACAGCUGGUCGGUCGCGGACCAGAGUGUACCCCGAGCUGGCAGCUGCUACGAUACACAGAGAAAUUCGCGUUGCGGGUACCGUGGCUCUAGUCACGGGAGUCUUCAUGAUCGCAUGGUUCCCAUUUUUUGUCGUGACUGUGGUAGCCACGUACGAUUUGGAGAUCCUACCCGAACCUCCUGGACUCUUCCGGUUAAUUGCGUUCGUCAAAGCGCUGCACUACACGAACUCAGCACUCAACCCUGUGAUGUACGGCUACCGGAACCCGGAGAUGAGGAAAUCUAUGCGUGCUGUGGCGCUCAGAUGCUGUCCGCUAAUCGCGCAGUUCACGACGACGAGGCCAUCUGGCUUGCAAGCGAGAUUGAACCCUAAUAACGGAACGCAAGGCUUCUUGCCCGGUACCUCGUUAGCGCUAGCUGUGCCAAGCCUGUUUGAAAGACGAAGCACUCCCAGCAGUGGUGCUUUGACGGUUGUUGCUUAUGUCAAUCGAGAUGAAGAGGUAGAGUCAAGACCAGCAAGUUUGCGUGAAUCUCUAGCUGAGCACUGAAUGGUGGAAUCAUUUACGAUGCGGAUUUCAGACUUAAAGAUCUUUGUCAUUGCGUUAAAUAUAACAGACAUACUGAGUUCCCCAAAAGAGACGAAAAGGUAGAUUAAAAGGAAAUGCAAAAAGACUUGAUAUUACUGAUGUAGAUUUCGUGAAUUUAUUAUCCAGCGGCAUAAAUUAAUCAUUGUACAAAAGGUAAACUGAUUUAGUAGCUGCAUUUGGCAUAAACGUUCCAAUAUAUGUACAUGCAAUUCGAAAUUCGUCCACAGACAAAAAAUUAAAGUCAAAAUCCAACAAAUUGUUGAAGGAGGUAAAAUUUAUGCAACAAUACCUCACACUAGAAAGUUUUGAAAGAUAAUUGUGAUAAUACUUAGCUUAGCUUGUUGCAGUAUAAACAUUAUGUCGCAGACUUGUCGCUGUAUAUAAUAAAUACGUUAAUAAAUGGUCGCUCGCCGACCUACGCUAACCUCGUUCCCAUGGCAUUUGCCGUGAAAUUUGGCCCCUACAUUCGUACAGAAAUAAAGUCAUUGACAGCGCUAUUCUUGCUCUAUGUUUUGAUAUAUAAAAUAAUAUAGAAAUCAUUUCUUGUCAACCUGAAUCAGAUUGGAUUUGCGAUUUUGCUAAAUGUGGCUAUGAUAACUGAAUUUGUGUGCUCCACACACUUUGUAGAGAAAACCAGCACCCCCACACACUACGAGGCAUCAAAGAGCCUAAGGGGUCAGGCAGAGAUGGGAAACGAGAGAAGUUUGAGAUUGUGUUAAAACUACUAUUUACUACUAGCCACAGGGAAAGACAAGAAGGGCUAAAACUGAAUAUUGAUUAGAUUAUAGCUGUCAAGAUUGAGCCUAACAUCCCAAGGGUUAAGUGACUGACUCAGUUUGAUUGUGUGUCUGUUGGUGUUAGAGGAACAAAACAACCUAAGUCUACGGGUCAGCG
Orbicella faveolata is the source of this 3269-nucleotide messenger RNA. RefSeq names its product adenosine receptor A2b-like. Lineage: Eukaryota; Metazoa; Cnidaria; Anthozoa; Scleractinia; Merulinidae. The record is from RefSeq and is a predicted model, not a curated record. Gene Ontology annotation, cellular component: plasma membrane; dendrite. Gene Ontology annotation, molecular function: neurotransmitter receptor activity; G protein-coupled serotonin receptor activity. Gene Ontology annotation, biological process: chemical synaptic transmission; G protein-coupled receptor signaling pathway, coupled to cyclic nucleotide second messenger.